Messenger RNA from Hibiscus syriacus, 714 nucleotides. RefSeq names its product vacuolar iron transporter homolog 2-like. The record is from RefSeq and is a predicted model, not a curated record. The coding region runs from base 1 to 714 and encodes 237 amino acids. Gene Ontology annotation, molecular function: manganese ion transmembrane transporter activity; iron ion transmembrane transporter activity. Gene Ontology annotation, cellular component: membrane. Gene Ontology annotation, biological process: intracellular manganese ion homeostasis. Lineage: Eukaryota; Viridiplantae; Streptophyta; Magnoliopsida; Malvales; Malvaceae. The transcript has a single exon.
AUGGCUUCCCCUCAAACAAGUGUUACGGUAGCCGAUGAAACCGAUCAGCGGACCGACCUUGUGCAACGAGCUCAAUGGAUUCGAGCAGCCAUUCUUGGAGCUAACGAUGGGUUGCUUUCAACCGCAUCGCUAAUGCUUGGUAUAGGUGCAGCUAAUGAUGAUAGACGGUCCAUGAUCCUCUCUGGACUAGCUGGAGCACUUGCGGGUGCAUGUAGCAUGGCUGUUGGCGAGUUCGUUUCCGUUUCUACCCAAAGAGAUAUUGAAAAGGCUUCGAAAACCGACAUAACCGUGCGUCUAGAUGAUGUUGAAAAGAUCGAAAAAAUGUCUCCUGUUAUAAUUCUAGAUCCGAAUUUGCCCCAAGGCCUUUCUCCCGGCAAGUCUCCUAUGGUAACCAAAGCAGUGGUAACAUUGGUGCAAGAUGCACUGCCUAACCCGUAUAAGGCCGCUUCUGCAUCGGCUUUGGCAUUUCUAUGCGGGUCAGUCAUUCCUCUAUCAUCGGCUGCAUUUAUCGAACAACAUGUUAUCCGGAUUGUAGCGACUGCGGUGGCUUCAUCGAUAGCUCUCCUUGUGUUCGGUUGUUUCGGUGCUUAUCUCGGGGGCUCCCCGGUUAGGGUAUCAGCAGCCAGAGUUGUGUUCGGAGGGUGGUUUGCUAUGGCGAUUACUUACGGUUUACUUAAGCCCUUUGAUAAAUACCACGAGGGCAAGGAUGAUUGA